AUGUCUGAUAUCAAGUCCAAAGGCGGAGCCACCAUCGAGGAAGGCGACACUGUUUCUACACCGUAUCGAGGAGGCAAGCAUGAAGGCAAGGUCGAGCAAAUUGUUACCGACGACAAGGAGGCACAGAAUUUAGGUGCCAAAGGAACCAACCAUGCUCCUGCCGUGGUUUUCACCGAUCAGAAUAAUAAAAAGGUCGCGCAUAAGCCUGGUACAGUCACUGAUCUGGACAAGGAGUCUUGA
Exophiala viscosa is the source of this 240-nucleotide messenger RNA. RefSeq lists its product as uncharacterized. Bases 1 to 240 code for a protein of 79 amino acids. The transcript has 3 exons. Lineage: Eukaryota; Fungi; Ascomycota; Eurotiomycetes; Chaetothyriales; Herpotrichiellaceae. The record is from RefSeq and is a predicted model, not a curated record.